Messenger RNA from Hypomesus transpacificus, 3439 nucleotides. RefSeq names its product connector enhancer of kinase suppressor of ras 2-like. The record is from RefSeq and is a predicted model, not a curated record. The transcript is spliced from 22 exons. Gene Ontology annotation, biological process: regulation of signal transduction. Bases 527 to 3439 code for a protein of 970 amino acids. Gene Ontology annotation, cellular component: membrane; cytoplasm. Gene Ontology annotation, molecular function: protein binding. Lineage: Eukaryota; Metazoa; Chordata; Actinopteri; Osmeriformes; Osmeridae.
GUCAGCGGCGACAAAGAGAAAGGGGCGAGGGAGACAUUGGUGAGAGUGAAAGAGGAGGGAGAUCGGCCUGCUCAGAAAUCUCGGCAAACGUGCAUUGAUGACAGAAAAAAAAACAGAGCGUGUAUGAAUCAGUCGAGAUGAGUAGUGGUCUAGAGCAACGGGAAUUAUGGUACAGUGCGAAAUAGAAUACAGACAGGGCAUGCGUUCUCCUUUGAAUAACCUAUUCAGGGAUGAAUUGGGAAAGGGUCUCUGCCACCAGAAUAGUGAAGCAGCCUGACAUGAAUAACAAAUAAAGGACCUAUUCGAGCGCACAACAAGCAACAAGACGCGCGGAGGAAUGUGCAAGAAAUAUUGACUGUUCGAGCUACCCAAAUCGACGUCUCGGAUCCCGAUGGACCUCCAUCGUCGUUGUUAGUAAACACCCAACGGAUUAUAGACCCGUAAACAUAUAGAAAUCAAUUUAAACCAUUCCGUUGCAUGGUUUGGACUGUUUCUUUUGUCCGACGAGACCUGAGAAACUUCUACGAUGGCACUGGUCAUGGAACCUGUGAGCAAGUGGAGUUCAAGUCAAGUGGUGGACUGGAUGAAAGGUCUGGAUGACUGUCUGCAGCAGUACAUCAAGACCUUCGAGCGAGAGAAGGUCGGCGGAGACCAGCUUCUCCGCAUCACCCACCAGGAGCUGGAGGACCUGGGCGUCUCCAGGAUUGGCCACCAGGAGUUCAUCCUGGAGGCGGUGGACCUGCUCUGCGCUCUGAACUACGGCUUGGAGACGGAGAACCUGAAGACCCUGUCCCACAAGCUCAACGCGUCCGCCAAGAACCUGCAGAACUUCAUUGCCGGGCGCCGCCGCAGCGGCCAGUACGACGGCCGCACCGCCCGCAAGCUCCCCAACGACUUCCUCACCUCCGUCGUGGACCUCAUCGCCGCGGCCAAGAGCCUGCUGGCCUGGCUGGAUAGGUGCUAUUUCUUUUUCAGGUCUCCUUUUGCCGCAGUGGCGGACUAUUCCAUGACGAGAAAUAACGUCAUUCAACUGUGUCUGGAACUCACUACUAUUGUGCAGCAGGAUUGUUCCGUGUACGAGACCGAGAACAAGAUCCUGCAUGUGUGUAAGACCCUGUCCGAGGUGUGCGACCACAUCAUCUCUCUGUCGUCCGACCCCAUGGUCUCCCAGUCUGCCCACCUGGAGGUGGUCCAGCUGGCCAACGUCAAGUCCACCGAGGGCCUGGGCAUGUACAUCAAAUCAACAUACGACGGCCUACACGUCAUCACCGGGACCACCGAAGGCUCCCUGGCCGACCGCUGUAAGAAAAUCCAUGCCGGGGAUGAAGUCAUCCAAGUCAACCAUCAGACCGUGGUGGGCUGGCAGUUGAAGAACCUCGUCAACUCCCUGCGUGGGGACCCGGGGGGAGUAACCCUGACCCUAAAGAAGCGCCCCCAGAGCACUCUCACCUCCACCCCGGCCCUGCUGAAGAAUAUGAGAUGGAAGCCUUUAGCUCUGCAACCAAUCAUCCCUCAGAGCCCUGGCAGCAGCGUGGCCACGCCCACCAGCACGCUCAGCACUCCGUCCAGGAGGGACAGCUGCGCCCUGCAGGACCUCUACAUCCCCCCUCCGCCUGAGGAGCCCUACACUCCUAGAGACGACCAGGGGACCCUCCAGGGGGAGGACUCUCAUCCGGACGUCCCCGUCGCCACGGGCUCCGAGUCGCCCAACUCCUUCCUGGACCAGGAGUGCCGGAGGCGCUUCCCUCUCGUGGAAGACGACACCGUCCUCUACUGCUACGAGUACGACCAGAGCCAGGGCCCGCCGCCGGUCCGCCGAGGCAGCACGCCCACGUAUGGCAGACUCAGACCCAUCUCCAUGCCAGUGGAAUAUAACUGGGUGGGAGACUAUGAAGACCCGGGCAAGCUGAAGAGAGAAAGCAGGAGAGAGAACUCCCUCUUGCGGUUUGUGAGCGAGGACAAGGCCUCGGUCCCGGAGUACCUGACCGCCGGACGCAGUCUGGGCCAGAGCAGGAAGAGGAGCGACAAGGCAGGAAGUCCCGCCCACUACGCCCUGGUUCCCGCCCUUCAGAUGGAGGUGUCCAUGUCCACCUCGAGCUCCGACUCCGCUUCCCUUUACCACAUGUUUGAGAGGUCCUCGCUUCGCUCAGUGUCUCGGAAAAAGAACAAACUAGGGGGCUCUCUCUCCUCCAUCAGCAAGCGGCGCAUCUCCUGUAAGGACCUGGGCCGAGGAGACUGUGAGGGCUGGCUGUGGAAGAAGAAGGAUGCCAAAAGCUACUUUUCUCAGAAGUGGAAAAAGUACUGGUUCAUUCUGAAAGAUACCUGCUUGUACUGGUACAUGAACGAAGAGGAUGAGAAGGCAGAGGGCUUUGUGAGUCUCCCAGAGUUCAAGAUUGACAGGGCGUCCGAAUGCCGAAGGAAAUUUGCUUUCAAGGCCUGCCACCCGAAGAUUAAAAGUUUCUACUUCGCUGCGGAAAAUGUGGAUGACAUGAACAGGUGGUUAAGCCGCCUGACCAUGGCGGUGGCUGGUUAUUCGGAACAGGAGAGGCUUCGACAAGGCCAAGACUACUGGAGUGAGAGCGACCACGAGGACGUGGAGAUGCCUUCCAUGUCCAAACAGGAUAGCCCUCCUCCCCCUUACGACACCUACCCCAGACCCCCCUCACAACUCUCCGGGUCCCUGCAGGCGUCCCAGAUGAGCCCCUACCUGGAGCCCAAACACCGCCUGUCCUCCUCGGACACCUUCCAGUCCCGCUCCUCCCACGAGGACUUCCGCCCCGACUCGUCCCAGGAGGGCGGCGGCGGCGGCGGCACCUCCCCGGGGCAGAAGUCGUCCAGCCAGCGGCGCUCGUGGCAGGACCUGAUUGAGACCCCCCUGGGCAGCUCGGGGCUGCACUACCUCCAGACCCUGCCCCUGGAGGAGGCCAUGCUCCUGGAGUCCGGAGGAGGGUUCUCUUUGGCGGAGCACCGCAGGCAGUCCACCCUCCCCGCCCAGCGCAGCUUCCUGCAGGAGCACUACGGGCCCCUGCCGGUUCCCAUCAGUCCCCUCAUCCCCGCGGAGGUGCUCGGGAAACCUCGUAGCUUCACCCUGCCCCGCGACAGCGGCCUCCACGCCAUCCUGGCAGCCUCAGCCGGAGCCUCCGAUCACAGAGAGGCCCACCGCUACGGAGGAGGCCAUCACAUAGACUCAGGAUGUGACACGGAGGGCAGGCCCCAGGCCGACUCCCUGGGUGACCUGUAUCGGGCCCUGGAGAGGGCCAACCUGGGCUCGGCCGGCGAGCACCGGACGCCCGCCCGUCUGGAGUACAAGCGCUCCUUCGUCCGGCGCGUCAACGACCCGCUCCUCAGCGAGAAGCUGCACCGUCUCCGCAUCCUACAGAGCGCGCUCAAGAAUGUGCCUCUGCGGGAUUCCGACCCUUCAAUGGGGUUUUUAGGGUAG